This is a messenger RNA of Homarus americanus (American lobster), 1200 nucleotides long. Its product is annotated as UDP-glucose 4-epimerase-like. NCBI's taxonomy places the organism in Eukaryota, Metazoa, Arthropoda, Malacostraca, Decapoda, Nephropidae. Gene Ontology annotation, molecular function: UDP-glucose 4-epimerase activity. Gene Ontology annotation, biological process: beta-D-galactose catabolic process via UDP-galactose, Leloir pathway. The record is from RefSeq and is a predicted model, not a curated record. Gene Ontology annotation, cellular component: cytosol.
CUUAGCUGCGUGAGAGAAAAAUUUAUAUAAACUUGAGUGAAAUUUACGAGAGUACAACCCAACGUACUGGUGUGAAGAGAAGAGUUUAUAUUGAGUACUAAUCCAGAGUACAAGAUGAGUCCCAUGCCAAAUGAACUCCGCUGUAAUCAAGCUCCGAGUGAAGGAACUUCCCCGGGACAGACGAAGAAGAAGAACAACAAGACGGAGGUAAUACUGGUAACUGGUGGGGCUGGGUUCGUCGGCUCCCACACCCUGAUCGAACUGCUACAGGCGGGGUACGAAGUGGUGGUUGUAGACAGCUGUAUUCGAUCUAAACCCCCUCAGGAUGGUCAGAGGUUACCCGCCGUUCUAGAGAGGGUUGAGGACAUCACUGGCAAGAGAUUGACUUUCCAUAUGAUCUCUCUGUUAGAUCGUGAUGCUCUUAGGAAAGUGUUUUUAUUGUAUAAAGUGGAUGUGGUAAUCCACUUCGCUGCAUUUAAGGCCGUCGGAUCCAUCGGGACGCCUCUUGACUACUACCACAACAACAUUACCGGCACUGUCACCCUUCUUCAGGUGAUGUGUGAGGUCGGGUGCAAGAGGCUGGUGUUCUCCUCGUCAUCUACGGUGUACGGGUCUGCCAAGUACUUCCCUACUGACGAAGAGCAUCCGACGGGCGUGGACGUACGAAGCCCUUAUGGACAGUCUAAGUACGUUUGUGAGCAGAUGAUCAAGGACUUGUACGUGUCUGAUAAGGAGUGGAAGGUGGUGCUGCUACGGUACUUCAAUCCCGUCGGGGCUCACGAAUCUGGCCUCAUAGGAGAAGACCCCCUCGGUGUCCCCAUGAACCUAAUGCCUUACAUAGCUCAGUGUGCAGUAGGAAGGCGUGAACUUGUACAGGUGUUCGGUGGUGAUUGGGACACACCUGACGGCACCUGUGUGAGAGACUACAUACACGUCAUGGAUUUAGCCGAGGGUCACAAGUCAGCCCUGGAGAAGCUUUUCGACAACAGCUUCACGGGAGUUAAGCCGUACAAUCUAGGCUGUGGGAGAGGAGUGUCUGUGUUGGAGAUGGUGACGGCGUUUAGCAAGGCGUGUGGGCAGCAGAUACCCGCCAAGAUCGUAAAAUCGACGAAGAGGGUGACGUGGGCCAGACGAUUUGUUCUGCCAAUUGGCGGAGGAGAGCCAGGGUGGUCGGCCUCCCGCACUGUCGAGAGGAUAUAG